GCGCGCGCACCUCCCUCUUCUCCUGCUGGGCCGCCGAGCAUCCAUCCCGUCCCACCAUGCCGCGAGCCGGAACUGGCCGCAACUUGCAGCCGCGGCAACCAUAAUCCUCUUCCUCCUCUUGAGAAAGAGAGAGAGAGAACUCCAGCCGGGGCUGGUGCCUUUUGCCUCCUCUGCUCUCCUAGGUUGGGAGAGUCUUCGCCAAGGGGAUAGCAAAAGAGAAAGUACUUGCAUACCCCAACAAGGCAACAGCGCCUGCUUUUUGCCUCCUUUUCUCGCCCCCUCCCCCCUCCUCUUUUGGCCGGCCUCCUCUCCUCUCCAGCUCUCCUCUCUCCGCGUCUCGUCCCCGUCUCCCUCUCUUUGUUCGUUUCAUCACUCGAGUUCGUUGGAGUGCGAGGCACGGAGGAGAUCGAGUCGACAAGGAGGGCAGUGGACCACACGGUGACCAGCACACCUAGCCAUGUGGGAUCUUAAUGAUUCCCCGGCUGCCGAGGCCGCGCCGCCGUCCCCGUCCGCCGACGACUCCGGCGCGUCCUCCUCGUCGGCCGCCGCGCCCGUCGAGAUACCCGACGACGCCGACGACGACUCUGCCGCCGCCGCAGCCGCCGCGGACGCCGUGGUCACGCGCCAGUUCUUCCCGGCCCCGGCUGCGGCGCCCGGCGCGGCGGGCAGCGCGCGCGCGGGCUGGCUCCGCCUGUCCGCCGCGGCCCCGCCGCCCGCCUCCAACGGCGCGACGGCCUCCGGCGCUGCAGGGGCGGCGGCGUCCAAGAAGAGCCGGCGCGGGCCGCGGUCGCGCAGCUCGCAGUACCGCGGCGUCACGUUCUACCGCCGGACGGGACGGUGGGAGUCGCACAUAUGGGAUUGCGGCAAGCAGGUCUAUCUGGGCGGAUUUGACACCGCUCACGCGGCGGCUCGGGCGUACGAUCGGGCGGCGAUCAAGUUCCGCGGCGUGGAGGCCGACAUCAAUUUCAACCUGGAGGAUUACGAAGACGACAUGAAGCAGCAGAUGGGCAACCUGAGCAAGGAGGAGUUCGUCCACGUGCUCCGGCGGCAGAGCACGGGGUUCCCCCGGGGCAGCUCCAAGUACAGGGGCGUCACGCUCCACAAGUGCGGGAGGUGGGAGGCGCGCAUGGGCCAGUUCCUCGGCAAGAAGUACGUCUACUUGGGCCUGUUCGACACCGAGGAGGAAGCCGCCAGGGCGUACGACCGCGCGGCCAUCAAGUGCAACGGCAAGGACGCGGUGACAAACUUCGAUCCCAGCAUUUACGCCGAGGAGCUCGAGCCGGCGGCGGCGACGACUGGCGGCGGCGACGAGCACAACCUGGACCUGUCGCUGGGAAGCUCGGCCGGGAGCAAGAGGGGCAGCCUUGAUGGCGGUGGCGCCGGCGACGACGAGACCUCGGACCAGCGCGUGCCCAUGGCGUUCGACCUCGACUGGCAGACGGCCGCGGCCCGGAGCACGAAAGCAAAGUUCGACGCGAGCUCCAAGCAACCCCAGAUGCCUCCCCCCUUGCAAGGCGCUCACCACCUGCCGUUCAGCCCCAGGCAUCAGCAAUUCCUGAGCAACGAGGGCGAUCCGGGGACAGCGGGGGGCCUGUCCCUGGCGAUCGGCGGCGCGGGCGCCGUUGGCGGGCACUGGCCUCCCCAGCUGCUGCAGCAGCAGCAGAGGCUGUUGCACGGCUGGGGCAACGGCGGCGGCACGAGCUGGCCGCUGCCGCCGCACCCUCCGCCACCGACCAACGCCGCCGCCGCCGCCGCCGCGACCGCAGCUGCAGCAUCAUCACGAUUCCCUCCCUACGUCACGACGCAAGGCCCGACGAGCUGGGUUCAGAAGAACGGGUUCCACUCGCUGGCCAGACCCACCUAGAGCAAGAAGGACCAGCGACCGUGCAUCGACCGAUCGUCUUCCACGGCAGAGAGAUCAUCUGACGACGUUCUAAAGCCAAAACGAUUCCUCGAACCACGGCGACGUUUACCGGAGACGACAGACAACUGGACGCAAUUCUUUCCUCCCUUUUUCUCUUCCAUUAUUGCCCUUUUCCCCUUCUUCUCUGUUUCUUGAUUGGGUGAGAGACAUGGAUCCGAGGAUGGAUGGACAUGUAAAUGAGGAGUUCCCGAGAAGACGACGAUGAGUGAUUGGUAGGCGUCGCAUCGAGCAAGCAGUGUGUCUUUUUUGCCGCUUUUUUUCACCAUUGGCCAGCACCGAUGGCACCGGGGUGUCAACAUCACAGCUCAUUUUGUUUGGUCUCAUGUUGCAUCACUCGCUCGCUGCACGAUGGCCGUGGUUGGGGGAAAUUCGCUGCGUCCACCACCGCCGGUGGGCCGACAGAACCUCCGUAUGUGGUGUGGAUUACUAUCUUAGAAUAUUUGUGGUGUGGGUCUCGUGCUCGUGUUAAACCUAGUAUUAUGUGGUAACUGUCAUCAUCAGGCAGCACUCGAAUAAGAUACUUAUUAACCUUGAGAUUACUGCGGCUCCGGUCAUGUGGAAGCGUAUGGCUUCCUACUGGGAAAACUGAUAGGGUGUCCAAGUCUGUAACCAUCACUGGACAGUAAAUCUCUCCUGUAAAGUCCUUUUCUCCGUUGUUGUUGUUGUCCUCUUGAAACAUUGUCUCAAUUACGCUACCUGUUAUCAAAA
Setaria italica (foxtail millet) is the source of this 2632-nucleotide messenger RNA. Its product is annotated as AP2-like ethylene-responsive transcription factor TOE3. The transcript is spliced from 10 exons. Gene Ontology annotation, molecular function: DNA-binding transcription factor activity; DNA binding. Lineage: Eukaryota; Viridiplantae; Streptophyta; Magnoliopsida; Poales; Poaceae. Gene Ontology annotation, biological process: regulation of DNA-templated transcription. The record is from RefSeq and is a predicted model, not a curated record. The coding region runs from base 458 to 1864 and encodes 468 amino acids.